Messenger RNA from Callorhinchus milii (elephant shark), 2266 nucleotides. Its product is annotated as interleukin-18 receptor accessory protein. The coding region runs from base 224 to 1954 and encodes 576 amino acids. Lineage: Eukaryota; Metazoa; Chordata; Chondrichthyes; Chimaeriformes; Callorhinchidae. Gene Ontology annotation, molecular function: interleukin-1 receptor activity; interleukin-18 receptor activity. The record is from RefSeq and is a predicted model, not a curated record. The transcript is spliced from 12 exons. Gene Ontology annotation, biological process: interleukin-18-mediated signaling pathway.
CUAUCUUAGAACUCAAGGAGUCAAUUCCAUUGAUACAAGUCAGGUGGCAACAGCCUGCACAGAAGCCCGCAGAAGGACUGUUGAAAACACACUCGAAGGAUACACAUUAAUUCUCAAAGCCAACUUGAAUAAAGUUAUUGAAGAUGACCUUGGGAUCAAUUUUCCCCAAAAUUCACAGGGGAAUUCAGUCGGCAUUCUGAGACUCCAGGAAAAGGCACGCAGGAUGAUUGGGAAUUUGUGGAUGAUUUUGUUGGCCUUCACCAUAUCAGAAACGACAGGUAGAAACCUCAGCGCACAGCCUCUGGAUCACACAGCUUGUUUUACAGGAGCACCAAGUAGAAACUACUAUGUAUUUGCUGGAGAUCCUUUCGUGUUGACGUGUGACCUUGGUAGUCAUACCUCCACCAAUUCCACACACUAUGCAGAUGAGCUGCUCUGGUACCGGAAAGAUGACGAAGGAAGAGUUCAGCAAAUUCAUGGCUCGAAGGAAGCAAUUGAGCAAAGACAAAAUGCCUUCUUCUUUUCAUCAAUAAGCCCUGCAGCCUCUGGAACCUAUUUCUGUGUUCUCAGAAAUACUCACCUCUGCCUUAAGAUGACUAUAUUAGUUGGACAAAACCAAAUAUCUUGCCAGGGUCAUGAACUUCGGGAGAUUUCACUAAUACGUGAUACUGCAACUAAAAUCUCAUGCCCAGGCAUUGACUGCUUCAACUCUGUAGCAAGGUCUCCCGUGAGGUGGUACAAGAAUGGGUUAACUGUUGAACAAUAUGAUGAAAGAACAUCUUUGAAACUUAAAAAUGAGCAAAUUGAGUUACAUACAAUAUACGAAAUGGAUUCUGGCAACUACACAUGUGCUUUUAAUUUCACUGAAAAUAAUACCUACUGGCUUGUGAGAAGAACAUUUACAGUGAGUGUUAUAAUUAAAGAUACAAAGGAAACACCAACUGUUCUUGAACCUUACGGAGUAAAAACAAUUGAGUUGGAGCUUGGACAAUCUCUAGAGCUCGUGUGCAAAGUUUAUUUUGGUUACGAAAAGAACUUUUCCCCUGUAAUCAAAUGGUUAAUUAAUGGCAAAGUUGCAACAGAAAACACAAGAGUUAAACAAAGUGAAGUUCAGACUGUUGAAAACACAAUUGAAGGAUACACAUUAAUUCUAAAAGCCAACUUGAAUAAAGUUUUUGAAGAAGACCUUGGGAUCAAUUUCACGUGUUUUUCCCAAAAUUCACAGGGGUAUUCAGUCGGCAUUCUGAGACUCCAGGAAAAGGCGUCCAAUACCCACCAAAUAAAAAUAAUAACAAUACCUAUCUCAGUAAUAUUUGUGGCUACCACUUGUGGGUGUAUUGGAAUCUACACAUUUUGGAUUGAAAUUGUUUUACUUUACCGACACUACUGCUCAAAGGAUGAAACCAUUAACGAUGGGAAAGAGUUUGAUGCCUUUGUGUCAUAUGCAAACAGCUCUUCUUCAGAUACACGUGAUACCAUUACAGAGGACAGAUUUGCACUGGAGCUUCUUCCAGCUGUACUGGAGAAAGAGUAUGGAUACAAACUGUGUCUGUUUGAGAGGGACGUGUUGCCUGGCGGAGCUUACACCGAAGAUGUUAUCUUGAGUAUAAAGAAGAGCCGACGAAUAAUAAUUGUCCUCAGUCCCAAUUACAUCGCACUAACUGGAUCACGAAUAUUUGAACUAAUGACAGGAGUCAACAUCAUGUUUGAAAAUUUCAAAACAAAAGUGAUUUUGAUCAAAUUCAGCCCUUUGCCUGAAAUUAACACCCUUCCGCAAAAUGUUAAAAAGGCCAUCAAAGUAUUACCAGAGAUAUCUUGGAAAGGAAGCAAGUCUUCACUUCCGUCCUCUAAAUUCUGGAAGCAGCUCAGGUACUAUAUGCCAGUGAAGAAGAACAGUCACUUAUCGAUUGCAUACUCUAAAGAGCACGAGACUGAAUAUAAAUUCUUAGUUUGAUGGACAAACAAACAUGUAUAUACACCAUUGUUCUAUUUAUCUAUUCAUUCAUUUGAUGUGUCAUUUAUUUUAUUGUUGCGUAUCAUAUAAAUUUUACCUAAUCCUUUUGUUAUAUAUCACAAUACAAUUACAGGCUCAGUAUAUUUCUCUAUUAAAUGAAUUCUAUUUGAUUGAUAUAAAGUUGAAACUUUGAGUUUGAAUAUAUUAUUUCCAAUAAUAAUCCAGAAUCCAUGUGGUGCCUGCAGUUACUGACCACAUUAUUAAUGUGCAAUUUCCUCUCAACGACAUGAAUAUCCUGCAUGACGUUGAUAA